ACUCAGCCCAUUCCGCAGAAACUGGGGAAGUAGAGAGGGUUAUGGAGAGAGGGACAUAGGGGAUUGUAGAGUGGGAACAGAGAAAGUGGGGGAAAGAGGGACGGGAUAGAUAGUUUAACACAAGGGGAUAGAUAAACACUGGGGAAAAAGCAAAAUAAGAAGUUAUAUAUAUUUAUAUAUAGAGAGAAAGAGAGCAUCCUUAGAUACCACUUAUACAAAAUGACACUGAAAUCUGAACGUUCGGAGACGGUUUUUUGUGAUACAUCCAGUGUGAGGACUGCACUGUCAGACUUGUACCUUGAGACACUGCUGCAAAACAGGAGCCCAGCACAGAGCUCUGCACCAGCACCUAAUGCUCUGACUGAGGAAUUCUAUACAAAUGGAUCUGCAGCUCCUGGGGGCCAUGAGGAGAAGAAAAGAGUGCGGCUUGUGCAGUUUGACCGACAGACUGAAGAGCCUAUGGGUAUCACACUCAAAGUGAACACUCAACAGAAUUGUAUAGUUGCUCGAAUCUUGCAUGGAGGAUUCAUCCACAGACAAGGUUCACUCCAUGUUGGAGAUGAAAUACUUGAAAUAAAUGGAAAGAGUGUCCGAAAUCAGAGCGUGGAUCAUCUGCAGAGUCUACUGAAAGAAAGCAAAGGUACAGUCAACCUGAAGGUGUCACCGACACAGAACAAUCGCAAACCGCCACUGCAGAUGUACGUGAGGGCUUUAUUUGAUUACGAUCCUCAGUCUGACCCUUUAAUUCCUUGCCGUGAGGCUGGGCUACGCUUCCGCACUGGAGACAUCCUUCAGAUCAUCAAUAAAGAUGAUGCCAAUUGGUGGCAAGGACGGGCUCAGGGUGCAGAGUCUGCUGGGCUUAUUCCCUCUCCAGAACUGCAGGAAUGGCGUGUGGCCAGUACUAGUACCAGCAACAGAAACCCUCAGAGCUGCAGUCCCUUCAGCAAGAAGAAGAAAUGUAAAGACAAAUAUUUAGCAAAGCACAGCUCCAUAUUUGACCAGCUAGAUGUAGUAUCCUAUGAAGAGGUGGUUUCUCUUCCAGCAUUUACAAGGAAAACUUUGGUUCUUAUUGGUGUCAGUGGUGUUGGACGCAGCCACAUUAAAAACACUUUGCUGACCAAAUAUCCAGAAAGAUUCAGCUACCCAUCACCACAUACUUCACGCCCUCCCAAGCGUGGGGAGGAAGAUGGAGCCUCCUAUCACUUUGUGUCCGCUGAAGAGAUGAGCCGAACUAUCUCAGAAAAUCACUUUCUGGAGUUUGGUAGCUUCAAUGGAUACAUGUUUGGCACAAAGAUACAGACUGUAAAGGAUAUUCAUAAAGAUGGGAAAGUGGCUGUUUUGGAUAUAGAGCCGCAGACUCUGAAGAUGGUGCGCACAGCUGAAUUGGCUCCAUUCAUUGUGUUUAUUUCACCCACUGACAAGGAGGAGUCAGAAGCUCUGCAGAAGUUACGCGCUGAUUCAGAGAUGCUCCGAUCUCGAUAUGCACAACACUUUGACCUGACAUUGGUAAAUAAUGGAGUGGAGCAGACUGUACAAGAUCUGCUGGCUGCUUUGGAUGCCGCAUGUACCGCCCCACAGUGGGUGCCAGUAACCUGGGUCUACUAAGUCAAUGUGCUUGACUGAGAAAACCAGCAUAAUUCUUAUACCGUAAUGAAAAAUAGACCCAAGGGACGAGAUUUUCUUCCCACUCCCCAGAAGAAUCCUCAAUGUUAUUGUGCUUCCUAAAGGUGAACGUUAAAAUAUUGAUCCCCAGAAGAGUUCACAGUAUUCUUCAUUUUUUCAGUGAAAUACUGAGCAUUCUCUGUUGUCAGUCAUUAGCAUUAUACCACCACUGCAGGCAUUCUCAUAUUCUCUGAGGGUGACUUGCCCCUUUAACAGAGGAAAUGUGAAAAUUCUCCAUACCCAAGAAGUCUAAGCACUUCCUACCAAUACUCAACAUUUCUAAACGUUCUCCUACAACAGAUCUGAGCACAUUACAUUUUAUGAUAUGUCACUGAGCAUUAUUUUUCUGUAGCCACAGAUGAUUUGAAAUCUUUUAUUACCAAAGAGAAUACCAAACCAUUCUUCAGAAAUUGCUUUACCUACUUAUUUAGUGGUGAUCAACUAUAUUUAAAAAAAAAUAUAUAAUAUAUUUCAAGGAGAACUGCUACCAAUCUAAAACAUACCAAAGCAUUCUCUACUCUACAAAGGAUAAAACAAUAUCUCAGUUCAAGUUUCAAAUUACAGAUCCCCACAGUCUACCAUCUUAAGAAUUGUGGGGCAUUGUGCAUUGUUCUAUAAUACCUCCUGAAUAGUAGUGCUCCAUUGGCAUUAUGAGCCAUACACAUUUCUCAGUUACUUCCUCUUCUGUUAGAGCUUGGCAAAUCACUCCAUUAACCUCUUCUCCCACCAACCAUUGAGAGCAGAGAUGAGGAAUAAAGAAGAAAAACAAAUGUAUUGAAUGUAUUUGAGGGUAAUGGGUCCUCCCUUAACCCUUUGUGUCAAUGCCAAACCAUAAAUAAAGAAGUUUCAAAGAU
Bombina bombina (fire-bellied toad) is the source of this 2516-nucleotide messenger RNA. It is a transcript of the gene MPP1, whose product is annotated as MAGUK p55 scaffold protein 1. Gene Ontology annotation, cellular component: plasma membrane; cell-cell junction. The transcript is spliced from 12 exons. The record is from RefSeq and is a predicted model, not a curated record. Bases 220 to 1605 code for a protein of 461 amino acids. Lineage: Eukaryota; Metazoa; Chordata; Amphibia; Anura; Bombinatoridae. Gene Ontology annotation, molecular function: signaling receptor binding.